AUGCCACCAAGACGCAACGCAUCCCGAGCUGCUAGUGCUGCAUCCACAGCCAAGGAGAGCAAUGGAGCUGGACCCUCAACCCCCUCGACUUCCAAGGCAAAGGCAGCCGCGUCACCUCAUGGCCAGACGAAGCGCAAGGCAGCUGACAAGGAGCAGCCCAAGGCAGAGGAGCUCGUUAAAAAUGACGAGGGCAAGGAGUCGCCCCCAGCGAAGCAAAAGAAGCCCCGUACUUCCAAGGCCAAAGCAGACGCUGCCCCCAACGCCGGCGGUCUCCCUGACUCGCCCGCCGCACCUCGGGGUAAGGACGAUGAUAUUCUUGCCUACGAGGGAUGCCCAAAGACGGUCGAUAUUCCCAACCCGCUAUCCUUCUCUGAUGCUCCGCGAAAAGAGGGGACCGUACGCGUUGCGGCAUGGAAUAUCGUGUCACUCAAGAGUGCAGAGGGGAAGGGACUUAGCAGGUACAUCGAGGCAGAGGAUGCUGAUGUUCUCAUUCUCACCGAAACCAAAGUGAAUGAGCCUCCCACGUUCUUCCAAUCCACGCGCUACCCGCAUCAGGCCUGGGGAAUCGGCGCCACAAAAUCCUACGCAGGCGUAGCCGUCCUCUCCAAGAUCCCGCCCCUCGCCGUCCACAAGGGCCUUCCCGGUAUGAUCCCCGCAGACUACGAGACCAAGUCGCGCUGCCUGGUCGUCGAGUACCCCGGUUGCUUCCUUGUCGGGACGUACUGCGUGAACGCGGGGGAGGGGCUGAAGAGUAUGCCUGCCAAGCAAGGCUGGAACACUGCGCUGGCCAAGAGGAUCGCAGAAUUGGACGCCCAAAAGCCAGUGGUGUGGACGGGAGAUCUCAACGUGGUGUACGAUUCGUACGACCUUGCCCGUGCGAGUCAGAAGUGGAACAAGUCUGCCGGCUACACGCAGAUUGAGUGCGAUGCGCAUCGAGCCCUACUGGAGGGCAAGGCAACGGAGGGGGCAAAGCCGCUCGUCGACGUUUGGAGGGAGCACCACCCUGGUGCCAAGGGGCAUUUCACCUACUAUGGUUGGAGAGGGAUGUGCAGAGCCAAGGGGAUUGGCUGGCGCAUCGAUUCGUUCAUUGUCAGUGAGAGGGCCAAGGACAGAUGUACUGGGUGCGAAAUUAGGCAGGAGGUGUACGGGGCCAGCGAUCAUGUGCCUGUGUAUGCCGACUUGGAUGAGAAGUUGUUCAAGGGCGGCGAGUGA
This is a messenger RNA of Jaminaea rosea, 1212 nucleotides long. RefSeq names its product DNase I-like protein. The coding region runs from base 1 to 1212 and encodes 403 amino acids. The record is from RefSeq and is a predicted model, not a curated record. Gene Ontology annotation, molecular function: double-stranded DNA 3'-5' DNA exonuclease activity; phosphoric diester hydrolase activity; DNA-(apurinic or apyrimidinic site) endonuclease activity. Gene Ontology annotation, biological process: base-excision repair. Lineage: Eukaryota; Fungi; Basidiomycota; Exobasidiomycetes; Microstromatales. The transcript is spliced from 2 exons. Gene Ontology annotation, cellular component: nucleus.